AUGUACGUAGUAAAAUAUUGCUGCUGGGAGGACACUGUAAAAGAUAUGAAGAAAUUCGAAACUAAACUAGGGCGAAUGAUAACUAAUAAUAAAACCAGGAUAAGCGUCCCAGAAAAGCUGGGUCUUUCGGGGCAGUCUUUUGAGCAAUCGUGGGAAAUAGUUAAACAUGCCAUUGAUCAUAUAUAUAUAGAUGACAUGGCCGAUCUCUCAUUCGAACAAGUAUACAGGACAAUUUACACAAUUGUUCUAAACAGAAAAGGAUCAAUGCUUUAUGAUAAUUUGAAAACAUACACAAUAGAAAAACUACUUUUUUUUAGGGAAACAGUAUUCAAGAACAAUGCACCUGAUUAUGAAAUUCUCGAAACAAUGGCAGGAUUAUGGGAGACGCUAUGUAAUUGUUUUAAAAUUACUGGGGAUUUGAUGAUGUACAUGGACAAAGUUUAUUGCAAGCCGAAUAGGUGCUUGGAGGUAUAUGAUAUGUGUCUUGAUCUUUUUAGAACCGAAAUACUCCAAAAGCGUUCCUCUUCUCUUAUUUCAGCAUUGAUUUCAGAUAUAGAUGGAAUUCGUAGUUCAGGGUCCAUGGACCCAAAACAUACUAGCAUGUGGAAAGUGUUAAUAGGAAUGAUGGAAACGUUGCAUGACAAUAGAGACAACUUUUUCUUGACUGAUUUUGAACCAGUUUUAAUCAGCGCAACAGAAAGAUACUAUACUGAUGCUAUCAAUAUUAAAUCGCUAACGCCGCUUGAGGGACUGGAAAAAAUAAGGAAACUGAAGCAGUUCGAAAAUGUAUUAGAUUCUUCUUUUUUGAAUGCAGAUUCUCACAACAAGUUAAAAAAAGUCUUAGGAAAUGUCCUCAUAUGGGGAAAACUGAGUGAUGUCAUAGAGGAUUUGACACAUGAAGCAAUGAAGCUCUCGGAUGAAAGGCUGCUUCAAGAAAUCUAUGAUUUGUCUGGUGAAAGGAAAUAUAAAACUACUAUUAUUGAGUCUAUUAAAUCCUAUAUUCGGCGAAUUGCCACAGCAGUUCCUUUUAAGGAUGGUAGUCGUAAAAAAGGGCAGAAUGCGAUUACAUGGUCAUCAGAAAUUUUAAGCAUAUUCCGUAAGCAACGCUUAUUUCUGGGUAAUAUUAAAUUUGGUUCUGUCCAAGUCAAUAGUUCAGUUACGUACAAAUUCAUUGGUAUGACAAUACUUCACGAUGUUUUUGAGACCUACUUUUCUGAAGAAGGGGCGUUACCAUCAGAGUAUAUUUCCACCUACGUCGACUACUGUAUGAAGCAAACAAACGAUAACGAUGCCGAGGUUGCUAAAAUCAAGGAAGAUUUGCUUGACAGUACCAAAUUGAUAGAAUUGCUAUCCGAAAAGGAUAUUUUUGAAAGUACUUAUAAAAAGCAACUCUCCAGAAGGCUGUUGCAGCAGAAAUCUAUACUAGAAAUUGAAAAGUGGAUGGUGCAAAUGAUAAAGGAUGCUCUAGGGACUUUUUUUACUUUGAAACUAGAGAUAAUGUUACGGGAUAUUUCCUUGUCUUCAAGAAUUUUGCAAGCAUUUAAAUCCUCAAGUACCAGCAGCAUAGAAUAUAUGAAUUUUGUACCAGAGGUUUUAACAAGGACAAGUUGGCCUUUUCAAAGUACUAACCCAAUUGAUGAGAGUAUUGCAUUGCCUCCUAGGAUGUCUCAAAUGUUAAUGGGCUUCGAAGAGUAUUACUCCUUAAAAUACAAGGAAAGAGUAUUAAAAUGGGCCCAUCAUUUAAGUGUGGUUGAGAUUGGAUGUCAGUUUAAUAAUGGUUACUACGAAAUAAGUUUUUCUGUUUACGCCGGAGCUAUUUUCCUUCUUUUUGAGAAUUAUGAAGAACUAACAUUAGAAGAGAUCCGUGAACUUACCCAUAUUCCUGAGGAAGAUGUAAAAUCUCUUGUAAUGUCAAUGUCAACAGUUCCUAAAUGUAGAAUUUUGAAAAGGUCGUCGAAUUCAGGAAAUGCUAAAUUUUCCGUAAAUUAUUUUUUUUCUGCUCCAAAUAGGAAAGUGAAGGUGCCAAUUAUUGCUGGUCCUGCUUCAUCCCAUAAAUCGGACAACUUGGCUAGCCAAAGUUUGGUAGACACCUAUGAAAAUGAAAGCAUUAUGGAGGUUAAUGCUGCUAUUGUCCGUAUCAUGAAGACAGAAGGAAAGUUAAGCCACCAACAGCUACUGCAGAGAGCUACGAAGCAUAUGGAGCGUCGUUUUCAUCUUACGUCCAGUACGUUCAAACGAAGCCUUCAACUUUUAUUGGAAAAAGAGUAUAUACAGAGAGACGCAGACGACGCCUCUUGUUAUCAUUACCUUCACUGA
Molecule: messenger RNA, 2316 nt
Organism: Saccharomyces eubayanus
Lineage: Eukaryota; Fungi; Ascomycota; Saccharomycetes; Saccharomycetales; Saccharomycetaceae
Gene: CUL3
Product: cullin CUL3
Exons: 1
Coding region: 1-2316 (771 amino acids)
Biological process (GO): ubiquitin-dependent protein catabolic process; protein ubiquitination
Cellular component (GO): Cul3-RING ubiquitin ligase complex
Molecular function (GO): ubiquitin protein ligase binding
Source: RefSeq, a predicted model, not a curated record